AUGGACUCGUUGUACGUAUCAGCUCGACGAUCUUCGACAAAUCCGCUGGUGAAACCUGUGGGUACUCCUCCACGACUCAACGUAAGUGGCGGCAAAGCGUUGCGUCGUGCUCGGUCAAUUCGAGUUGUCUACUUCAAAGAGAGUUUCUACGAGGUGUAUGGCUAUUUGGGGCUCGUGAUGUUACUGGCGUUCACACUAUCACUGCUUGCAAUGCUGUACAUGACGGUGGUGCAAGUCAUUCCCAAUUGGACAGCGAAUUUUCUCAUGGGGACGGAUACACUGGAUAACGGCGAAUUCCUGCUCAUGUCCAAGCCUUCCCUCACUAUCGUCGUGACGUCCACGUUGAUGCUGUCGGUGUUUGCGUGUUUGUAUCUGUGGUUGAUAGUCUUCAUGCUCUCUUACAAUAGCGAGACAACCGUCAAAAAUCUGUCCCGAGCUCCAGACCCAAAGUCGCUGAGCUAUCGUCUGUCACAAAAGUUCCUACCACUUUUGAGACGCUUGCAAGCUCAAACGGGAGGUGCACCGAGAGAGAGGACAGCCUCAGUUCGACACGCUUCGUCCAGAGUAAGGUCGUUCGAGAACCUCAAAAAUCUGAGUACAAAGUUCGGACACCCGACGCUGCUUGUUGCUCGAGUUUUCUACCUAUUCGAUCUCUUCUUCGCGGUCUUCGCCCCAAUUGUCAUGUUAAUGUACUCGUACUACAAUUUCCACGUAGAUCGCGACAACUUUAUCAUACGCGAGGAAACACUCACUCCAGGCAGCUUUGAUCGAAUCGCACGGCUGUUUGCCGAUCCGAUCCAGGUUCAACUUGUUAAAACGAGUUUCACCAAUCUUCAGAUUACGGAAGGGGAGUAUAUCCUAGUCAAGUGUUUCUUGAACCUUCUGGGGAUCUACAAGUGGAAGAAAGUUAUCGCACACCUCAUUCUGGCUAAUCGCAGUCGCCGGCAAGCCAAAAACGCAAGCGCCAAAGCUCGUGCGCAUCCUCACUCAAGGAAGCACACGGUCAUUGGAGGGUUUAUCUUUAUCUGCUGCAGCGUGGGUAUCGCAAUCUACACGGCUCUCUCUAUCUCGACAGGCAUCGAAAACUGUGCCCCUUAUCGGCAUUGCCCGGUUUACUCUUAUCACUGGGACUGGGGACAGAAAUCCACGUGUCGCUGCAUUGUUUUCAUGGAUCUGGACUUGGCACCGAGAACGUACAACGACUGGAUCAAUGCACCUGACGUGACGGAAGAUUUGCGUGCACUGGCGUCGAACGGAUAUUUACAAAUAGUGCAAAUUAUCAAUCGAGCGUUGCCCGAACUUCCUGAAGAGCUUCGAUUGUGCAAGAACUUGAAAGAGCUACAUAUUGAGAAUGAUCUCAUCCACUCAAGUCUGGAGCACCUACCACUCGACAUGUUCUCAAAUAUGCGCAAUCUCCGUUUCCUUCGAACGGGAGAGCUGCCCAAUCUCGACGAUCUCUCCGGAUUAACCGCCCUUUACAUCGCCGAUGCUAUCCACAUCCACAGUCUUCCCUCUCUAAAGGGUCUCAAGAGUCUCAAGAACUUUGCUGUGUUCCGACGUAACGAAAUCUGCUGCAACGGUUGGGCUACCGGGUAUUGUGACCUGGCCAACUUCCAAUGUCUACCUCGAGCGAACGAACAUUUAGUGCAAUGUAUGAGCGAUCGGAUUCCAGUCGAAGACCAGGAUAUUAUUGAUCGCGCUAAUGGCUUUUUGUGUGGGAAGAAUAUUACGCAAGACGUGCAGGCAUCCGAGCCAACACUGGAAUCCACGGAUGCAAUGUGUCAAGGAGUGCUGUAUCGAGAGUGCAACAUGAACGGGAUUCGCGGUAUCUGCUACAAUGGCCGCAUGCAAGUUGUGCACUGCGACGUGUUCGGAGAGUACGAGAAGAUGCGUCGUCUGCAGAUUGCUAGAGGUGUGGGCGAUCCUUGCGAUCCGGAAGAGGAGAAAUGGCUAGGCUGUAGCUGA
This is a messenger RNA of Phytophthora infestans T30-4, 1965 nucleotides long. RefSeq lists its product as uncharacterized. The transcript has 5 exons. Bases 1 to 1965 code for a protein of 654 amino acids. The record is from RefSeq and is a predicted model, not a curated record. NCBI's taxonomy places the organism in Eukaryota, Oomycota, Peronosporomycetes, Peronosporales, Peronosporaceae.